UCUCCUCUUCUUCUCUCUGCAGUUACGCUGGACUUUUCUGACACACGCUCAGACAUGUCCUAUGUCUUCAUCAAUGACUCGUCCCAGACUGCGGUGCCUCUGCUGCAGGCUUGUAUCGACGGGGACUUACCCUUUGCCAAGAGGCUCUUGGAGACGGGCUGUGACCCGAACAUCAGGGACAACCGCGGGCGCACCGGGCUGCACCUCGCCGCCGCCCGGGGCAACGUGGAGAUAUGCCGACUUCUGCACAAGUUUGGGGCCGAUCUCCUAGCAACAGAUUACCAAGGCAACACAGCCCUGCAUCUGUGCGGACAUGUUGAUACCAUACAGUUUCUGGUGUCCAAUGGGCUCAAGAUUGAUAUCUGUAAUCACAAUGGCUCAACGCCGCUGGUUUUGGCGAAGCGUCGCGGUGUGAACAAAGAUGCCAUCCGUCUGCUGGAGGGUCUAGAGGAACAGGAAGUGAAGGGCUUCAACCGCGGAGCUCACUCCAAACUAGAGACCAUGCAGAUGGCCGACAGCGAGAGUGCGAUGGAGAGCCACUCGCUCCUGAAUCCAAACCUGCAGCACACAGAGGGCGUGCUGUCUAGUUUCCGCACCACAUGGCAGGAGUUUGUGGAGGACCUGGGCUUCUGGAGAGUUCUGCUUUUGCUCGUCGUCAUAGCACUGCUGUCUCUGGGCAUCGCCUACUAUGUCAGCGGAGUCCUGCCAUUCUCCACCAGCCAGCUUGAGCUCGUGCACUAAGACUACACCCACACCACCCACAGGACAGUACAAGACAAUACACAGUUUAACACUACCAGACAAAGGUUUGGACACACUUUUUCAUUUAUGUUGUUUCUCUUUUUUGUCAUUUUAUUUUUAUUGACGGUUUUACAAAAUAGUAAAAGAACAACAAGUGCAGUUGGAGGUAUACUAGUACAUGCAUAGACAGAGCAGCACAAACCAUUCACUAGACUUCGUUUGCUUUGAUCACAGUGGCCAAUUGACACUUCUAGAUUCAAUUUCAGGGGACUUGAAUAUUAAAUAUAAAAUAUAUUUAAAGUUUUUUCCUUUACUACAUAAUUCUUAUAUAUUGCAUCAUAUAUUUGAUGUCUUCUGUAUGUAUCUAAAGUGUCCAAACUUUUGACUGGUUGUGUACUUAAUUAUUGGGAGAAAGUCUGGUUACACUUUAUAAUAACUACUAAUUAACUACUAACUAAUCUUAAUUAGCCUCAAUAAAGCAUGAAAAAAGACUUAUCGGUAAUUCAUAAUGAACAAAUAGUUUAUUAAGAAUGACUGGCGCUUAUUUAGGUUCAGAUUUGUAACCCUAACCUUUAGAUUAGCAGUAUAGAUUAUGGGGAUAUGUAAGUAGUUACUAAAUCUGAAUCUUCUUAAAAGGUACAUUUUGUAUCUUUUCUGGUGGAGGGUCCGUCAAAUGCUUUUCUCCAUAUACUGUAGAUGUUAUUGCUUUGUCUGUAAUGUUUCACAGUAUGGUCUUAAACCUCUCUAUCCGUAUGGAGACCAAACCAGACCAAGUUACAGGUCAGAUCUGUGGAGAGGCAACCCUGCUCAUUCAGAAUGCCUGUUUUUCAAGGUAUUUUUGAGCUAUAAAACCACCUGCAAUUUAAUAUAUGUAUGGUAGAGCUGUUUAAAGUCAUACAGUGGAACAUUCCAGGCAGAGCAAUGACAUAUCCAGUGAAACAAGCAGGAGAUGGACCCCAAACCAAAAGUAGUAGUGCACAAUUUGUUCAUUUUGAAUUAAGUCUUUCUUCAUGUUUUUUAUUAAGACCAGUUGGGUGUAGGUAUUAUAAAUGUCAUAGAAUGUCUACUAUUUUCUCUCUGAUUUGGUCAUCUGUCACAAGGUCUUAGACUUGUUAGAUUUAAAAUAAUGAGCUUGUACAGUAAAGGUAUUUCCGGCUGCAAGUACAAAUAUUUCCAAGAUUAAAGUUAACUUAAAAUGAAUCUUUAGAUUUUUGUUAUCUUGUGCUAUGAGUGGGUUGCUUAGGCAUAUCAAGUAGUUAUCAAUGCAUUUCCACUUUGGAGUAGCUGACAGGUUAAAGAAAAGCUGUUCUAAUUUGGUGGUAGCAGCCUACUUCUGUUGUGGCUGAAGUGUGUUGCCCAGUGGCACAACAUCAGUCCCCAAUGCAGGAAAUGGGGAUCAAAUUGGCAACCUUUGACGGGGUGGUAAAUAUAUUUAUAAACUGAGCUGUUGUUGCUCUAAUAUUAUAAUCUUUGUAUGUAAACUAAUAGGGUUAACAAACUUUCUCCAUAGGUGCAAUCAUACUCUGUCCAGGUUUAGUCCAGGUUUAGUCCCACUUCAGUCUCAGUUUUGUAGUGGUUUCAUGUCCAGAGGUGGGUAGUGUAGCCGAAAGUUGUACUUGAGUAAUGUUACUUCAAAAUAAUAUUACUCAAGUCGAAGUGCAAAGUAGUGGUCCAAGAAGUUAGAGUUAACUUAGAGUAACUGUCAGGACGUAAGAUCUGAUUUAUAAUUUAAAGUUAAUGUAAUUUGAAUGACAAAACAUUAAGCACACACAAAAUCUGCUCUGAAAUUUUCAUCUCAUUUCAUUUUAUCAACAUAAAGCUUUUGUCACUUGUAGACUUACUCAAAUAAUUAUACUGCUACUUAAAUGAAAAUAUUACUCAAGUAGGAGUAAAAGUACGCUACUAGAAAAGAACUUUGAAAAAAACAGUUUCUUUAAAAAGUUACUCAAGUAAAUGUAACUGAGUACUACCCACUUCUGAUCACAGUAGUAUUAGUAGUAGUAGUAGUAAUCUCUGGAAAUGUUCUCUUGUCAUCUUCUCCAAACUUGACAUAUUAAAACAGUUAGCCACGUUCACAUUCACACAAAACAGAAAUGCUCUUUGUAUAUAAAAAUGUAUGAUUGCCUCAGCUGACAGGAACAAUUACUGUAAUAUGAAGUAACAGUCUUUCUAUUGUCUCAUUUGUAUUGUAUUAUUUGUGAUUAGUUAAUUUUAUCUGUUACAAGCUGUACAUUGUCUAUUGUAAUCUAUUUAUCACUUAUUUUCCAUGUAUUUUGUCUAAUUUGCAUAUGACUUUUGCCUGUUAAAAUGCUUUGUAUAGGUUUGUUUGCAUAAUCCUGUGCCUUUUGAAGGACACGCUUCACCUGUGACAUUCCUGCUUUAAGUCAUGCAGUUUACCUUUGCAGCCGAUCAAUAAUGAAAGACAGUGUUGUACAUUUAUUAUUUUAAUGUUCAAUCUUAAUUAUAGGAACCUAAUUUAACAAACAAAUAAACUCUUCUAAAAUUA
This is a messenger RNA of Boleophthalmus pectinirostris (great blue-spotted mudskipper), 3247 nucleotides long. RefSeq names its product ankyrin repeat domain-containing protein 46-like. Gene Ontology annotation, molecular function: protein binding. The record is from RefSeq and is a predicted model, not a curated record. NCBI's taxonomy places the organism in Eukaryota, Metazoa, Chordata, Actinopteri, Gobiiformes, Gobiidae.